Prunus armeniaca (apricot) is the source of this 297-nucleotide messenger RNA. Lineage: Eukaryota; Viridiplantae; Streptophyta; Magnoliopsida; Rosales; Rosaceae. The record is from the annotation of a GenBank genome assembly.
AUGUCAUGUACUUCUCUCACUACUUAUGUACCGGGGAAACAAUCCAACCGGGGGAUUGUUUUACUAGCCCGCAGGAUUUCCAGGUGCUAUCCUGCGUCUAAGGAUGAGCGGUCCAACCGGGGGACGAAACUCCAUAGCUCACACGCCGGAAAUACCAAUGCCACGUGUAGCGCACGUACUAAGUCCUACGCACGUACACUACAUCAUCACACACCGGAACUACCAAUGCCAUGUGUGAUGAUUCCAAGCAAUAUACAUACUCUUCCCAUACGCCGGAACUACCAACGCCACGUGUGA